Pimephales promelas (fathead minnow) is the source of this 3419-nucleotide messenger RNA. The record is from RefSeq and is a predicted model, not a curated record. NCBI's taxonomy places the organism in Eukaryota, Metazoa, Chordata, Actinopteri, Cypriniformes, Leuciscidae.
CUUGCAGAUGUGUUGGAAACAUAUUAUCGCCCCACUUCCUUCAUGCGUCUGUCACUCACUUCUUGCCAGCCUCUUUUUGAGGAGCUUAUCCUCCUACUGCAGCCUCUCUCUCUUCUGACCUUUAACCUCGACCUGCUGUUUCAGCAUCACCACCUUGACCCCUCCUCCCCAACUCUUACCCCAGCCAGUCACACUUCUGACACAUAUAGCCCGCCAAAUGAAGACUUCAGCUUCCGCUUGUCACCCAAGAGGAUUUUCCAAGGAAAUGGCCAAAAUCUUGGAAGCAUGUUAGAGCAAGACCUUGGCAUUUUGGGUUUAGACACCAACCCUAAUUCAGGUCUCACAAGUCAGGUUCUUGAUGUGUCAGCCUAUCGCAAUCCAAUUUCGCUGUCAUCAAGCAGCACCAAGGAGGAAGCCAAUCCGCCAUUAUCAUGGUUUAACGGGAAUGAGACCUCCGCACCUCUUAAUGUCGGAAGCCUUUCCCAGCAGGCUGGCCAGGCUCUUCAGCAAGGCUGGGGGGCAGUAAUGCGUUUGGGGGAACGUUUAGGGCAGAACUUUGGUUUGGCCACUAACACAGAGGAUGUUAAAGGUCCUAACUCACAAGAUGACUUCAAGACAGGCUUCUCCCUGAAUCCAAAAAGUCCAGUUGAAAACAGGCAGCAACCAAGAGAGGAUCUUUCCUUGUGGGAUAGUGGAGCAGUGGUUCCCUGGGGUAUGGGACGGCUCUUUGGAGCUUCUAAGAGCCCCAACAACCCACCAACAAGCAGACGUCCAUCUCAGUGGCUCUCUCCUGGCGUAUCCGUCUUUUCUCGCAUAGUGAAUCUUGGCCAGGUUUCUCCGCCUGAGAAGAAAGAGCUCCAGAGAAACAAAGAUAAGGAAGAAGAUGAAAAUGAAAAGAUAAAUGAAACCAGAGAUCAGCCAAAGCCCCUGAGGGGGGUCAGAACUCUGUGUGACCACACAGGCACUGGAGCCGAGCUGAGCUUCAGGAAGGGGGAGGAGCUUGUUCUGUUGGGAGGUGUGGACCACGACUGGAUUCGAUGUCGUCAAGGUCACAAAGAGGGCCUUGUUCCCAUUGGUUAUGCUUCGCUUAUCAUGUGACUUAUCUUUAAUUCUGCCCGUAUGUUUGUGUGGGAAAAUUAUCAGGGGAAAGCAUUCAAGGAAAAAGAGACCAUAUAAUAGACGUAGUUAUUAGUAGCCGUGUUACGUGUUUAUCCGUUUAUCUCUGACCCUCUUGCCUGGUUUGUGAUGUCUGGAAUAUUUUCUGUGAUAUAUGCGAAAGAAAACAUUAUAAAUUACUGUAUAAAUUAUUAACAUAUAUAUAUAUUUAGAUAGAUAGAUUUUACAAAGAUAGAUAGACAGAUAAACUGGAAAUAGAAAUGGGAAAUGAAGUAUCAAGUUUAACAAAAAAUAAAACCAUCAUAUUGUAUUUAUUAUUAGGUGUUCUGCCAUAACGAAUGGCUUGCCCACAAGCUUACUUAAUUAAACAGCUCAGCGCAAAGUCAUCAAAAAAAUGGAUAUUCGCAAAACGACACUUCAUCAUAAUUUUAAGUCCAAUAUGCAUAUGUGGCUUUUUUUUAUCCAAAGCCUUUCUUGUCAUAUCAUCAGCCCAGCAAUGUUUUAUAAAGAUGCACACAACUUCAUUAUUGCAAAGGAAUGAGUUUUGGUUAUUUGGGGGCUGCGUUAGUGCAUAAAUCAAAGAUUUACUGAAGUUAACUAUAAAUUAUUAUACAAUUAAUGUUUUUAUUUAAUUAAAAAGCUAGGGAUUUACUGACUAGUAGUCAGUCUAUAAACAAAUUACUUGACAAUAAAAAAUAUUUUUUUCCUCAAAAUCGUAAUCAUUUCUUAUCCUAAUUUGCACACAAACAAUUAAUGGAUGAACUUUGUGUUGCCUGAAGAUGCCCUAAUUUUAUUAUCUCACUUACCAGAAAAAAGGAAAAACUUUUUUUUGAACAUUUUUGACCAACAUUAUUAUUGUCUUAUUGUUAUUAUUGCAACUCUCAAUGGUAACAGUCGAAUAUAUUAGUGUGGUAGAGUGUAGAUGAUUCUUUUAUAUUUCUUACAGUGUGAUGGCUUAUGUGGUAAGAUCUGUAUCACCAUGAGCUUGAUAGUGACUAUGCAUACUCUGUACUGUACUGUUUAUGAGGCUUGUUGCUGGGGAAACCCAUAUAUGAUUGAUGGCAUUGAUGAUUUUCUUUUGAAUGGAUAUUCUGCAUCAGUAUAAUGCGUUGAAUCAGGGGUUUACAUACUAAACCUGCAUGAAUGUGUAUGAAUGUGUGUAGCAAAUGUAAGGUAAUAAUCAUCUAUACAACUUGUUUGUGAGCACGGACACAUUCACUCAUGAUAAAAAUGCUUCAUGCUAAAGGUAUAGCCCUUUAGUGGCUGGAGUGGGAAAGGUGAUUUAAAUUAGAGCUUGCUAAUUCUUGUUCAUUAAAUGGCCCUCUGUGUUUCCCACAAUUGAAUGCUCAUGUGUAGUAUACAUUUGUCACACCUCUGGCUUGGCAUUGCUUUCAGCUGAGCUGCUAAUCAAAAAACAUAUUCGAUGCAAUCGAAAGAUGAAUCUUGUCCCGGUAACGUGGAACACAGCUUUUUCCAUUACACCACAUGAUGACUUACCUUCAGGACGAUUCCUUCCAAUUGCAGAAAAGCAGCCAGCUAUACAGUAUCAACUGAGUAUUACUGAAAGAACUGAGCAUCCACAUUACUGUAAGUGUAGCGUAUGAAAGCUUACAAUUGAAACUUUAUGUCUGGGAUUUAUGUAUCUACUAUUUUGUCAGGGACAAUUGGUACUGUUUUUAGGAUAUAGUUUAGGCGGUAUUUCGAGGAAAAAGAAAUCUGAGACAGAACUUGUAAAGUUAUCUUUGUAAUUGGCUUGAACUUUAAUGUCUCUUAAAAAUGAAGAAAAAUAUAAUAAAAUGUUAUGGUUUGUGAGUUAAGCAGGAGUUCGGUAGAAAAUCAUAUUUAGUAUCAUAGUCUUACCUCACAGGGCAAACUGCAAUGAUGCAUGACUUAAUCGUUUAUUAUUAUUAUUAUCAUUAUUAUAUUAUUUUUCAUGUACUGUAGCUGUUAUUUUCAUUAUAACUGCAUUUAUAAUUGUGAGAUUUGAAUUAAAUUAGUAUGUUUUGGAGAAAGAAAUGGCUAUGUUGCAUUAUAAAUAUAGUGUACUGUUUGUUUGUGGUUAAUUAUACCAAUUUAUCUGCUAUUCAUCUGUUUCUCUUGUCUAUCUAUCUCUCUUUCUAUCACUUGUGUGUGUACUUUUGUGUGGUGAUGAGUUGCGUAGCUCUGUGUGGUAUUGCCCAUCGCUGGUAGCACACUUAAAGCAUAAUAUGUUCUGUACCAACUCUUGAGUUCUGUAAUUCCCUGUGAAUCAGCUCUAUGCAUGUUGGUGUUUGUAAAUAUACCCAAUAAAAGAUGAAACGAAA